CUUGUCGUGCAGAGCGGCACUGUUCACGACGUGGGUGAGACGAGUCAGUCAACCAAGGGCAGCGCUCCACUGUUUUCAUAUCAAGAGGCCAGCAGCUGUUUCGAAUAGCGGGCCGCCGCAUUCAACUGACAUGUUUCGUGGACGUGUGGCGCUUGUGACUGGCGGGGGCAGUGGCAUAGGCCGCGCAGUGUGCUGCCUGCUGUCCCAGAGAGGUGCCCGCGUCCUGGUGGCAGAUGUCGAUCUGGAGGCGGCCAAUGCGACGGUGGCGUUGCUUGAAGAGCCAUCAGGGGCCGCUGAACACCGGGCUGUCCACAUUGACGUUGGCAGCCCUGACUCGGUGAAGAAAGCAUUUGAGAACUUUGAAGGGAACAGAUCGGAGCAAGCUUCCAUCGUCGUCAACUGUGCCGGCAUACUGCCACCACCGAAGCCAUUCACGGAAGUUGCAGUAGACGAAUUCGACCGCAUAUUGAGAGUCAACCUUCGGGGGACCUUCCUGGUGACGCAAGCCGCGAUGCACUGCAUGCUACGGCAAAAGGUCACCGGGGGCAGUAUCGUGAACAUAUCCAGCGUCGCAGGCAGGGUUGCGCGACCGGGCCUUGCUGCAUACUGUGCCUCCAAGGCUGCCAUCGCAUGCUUUGUCAGGUCAGCUGCAGCGGAUGCUGCCAAUACCGGCAUCCGCAUCAAUGCCGUGGCUCCGUGCAUGACGGAGACGCCCAUGGUCAAGGUGUUCAGCGAGGUGCAGCGUUCGAAGCUCGCUGCUGGUAUCCCGAUGGGCCGGGCGGCGAUGCCCGACGAAGUGGCCGCCGUGGUCGCCUUCCUCUGUGGACCCGACAGCGCUUUCGUCACAGGCACCACCGUCGACGUCUCCGGUGGCGUCUAGAAAUAUUCCGGACGCGUUGGAAGAUUCGAAAUAUUUUGGGCGGUACUUAAAAGGCUAUGGCACCAUAUGUAACGGGGUGAAGGCGCACGACUUUCCUCGCUAGCGAUUUUCGUGAGCAAAAGUCAUAAAUAUUGGUUAAAUUUGGUUUAUUUUCUCUCUCGGAAUGCUCCUGGCUUCCUUACAUGUCUUUUCUUCGUUACCCUUUUCCCCCUUUCCGCUAGCCUCAUCGACUUUCUUAGUUCCAAAACAGUACUACGUUGCUGCUUCAAGUAAUAAACACACCGUUGCUAGUCA
This is a messenger RNA of Rhipicephalus microplus (southern cattle tick), 1174 nucleotides long. RefSeq names its product (3R)-3-hydroxyacyl-CoA dehydrogenase. Gene Ontology annotation, molecular function: oxidoreductase activity. The record is from RefSeq and is a predicted model, not a curated record. Lineage: Eukaryota; Metazoa; Arthropoda; Arachnida; Ixodida; Ixodidae.